CAUUCAUCACAUCAUUUCAUUCAUUCGCAGAUUUUUUGUGGGCGUACGGCGGACGUGUUUUAUGUUGAUAAUUUUAGAAGUUAUAAUAUUUACGUUAUUGUAUUCGAUAAAUUACAGUUUUUAAACCAGCAUUUGCCAGUAAUUUAUUGGUAAUAUACAGAUUAUAGUGAGGAUUUGUGUAAAUACAGUGUUUUUUGAUAGAGAAGUCCGCCCUCAUUUAAAAAUUAAAUCGUGUCGUGUUUGGUCUAAGUACCUCCGCCAGUAACUAUUUUUCGUAGUUGUGUUUUGCAUGUGCGUACUCUAUGGCGUCAUUAUCCUUGCCGCGAGUUCUCCAGCUGAAGAAGAACAGCUUGGAUGCUGAACGCGAACAGUUUGAGAAGUUUCAGGUAAGGUGUUCCGUUCCACUGGACUGGUGAUUUUUUGCAAUAUAUUCUCAGUUCACACCUGCAUGAUUUCUUGGUGCAAACUUCAGGCCAUCAAUAACUGCCAUUCUCGCCAAAGCUCGGCACUUAACUAAUGCAUGCAGCUGAUUCAGACACGGUCCACUAACACGCUAUGGCCAACCCCAACGACAAGCGCUUCUAUCAGCUGACACUAGCUAUACAGAAAGCGAUCAAUGCCAUCGAGACGCCCGUAAAAGAAAAACAUGUUCGCAGCACACUCAUCGGCACUUUCAAGGAGCAGAGCGCCAUCACAUAUUGGAUGGUGGCCAUUCGUCUUCCACUGCAAGAGAACCGCAUCGUGGCAUGGAAGUUCUGCCACGUGACACACAAGCUGCUGCGGGAGGGGCACCCCGCCUGCCUCGAUGACUCGCAGCGCCAUAUUGGCAUGAUCGAGAACUUAGGCAAGCUAUGGGUCCACUUACGCGAAGGUUACGGCAAGUUGGUGCACUUGUACUGCAACCUGCUGGUCUGCAAGCUGAAGUUCCACUCGCGCAAUCCUCGCUUCCCCGGCAACAUGCAGCUCACCGCUGAAGAGUUGGACGCGAUCGCCGAGAAUGACGUCAAUAAUUAUUUCCAACUAUGCGUGGAAUUGUUUGACUACAUGGAUGAAAUCCUCAACUUGCAAGCGUCAGUAUUCGACAGUCUCGGCAACGCCCGCGCGAAUUCGAUGACGGCGAGCGGACAGUGCCGGCUGGCCGCGCUCAUCCCGUGUGCGCAGGACGCGUCGCAGAUCUACGACUGCAACGUGCGACUGCUGUUCCGGUUGCAUGCCUCUUUGCCCGCUGACACGUUGGCUGGACAUCGCGAGAGAUUCAGACAGCAAUUCAAAAAGUUAAGCUCGUUCUACAAGCACGCCAGCAGUCUGCAAUACUACAGAAACCUCCUCACACUGCCAGUUCUGCCUUCUAACCCACCAAACUUCUUGCAACAGUCUGACUUCGGCACAUACGUGACUCCUGUGGUAUCGAUCCCGGAGCCGCCACCCGACGAAGUGGACUCUGUAGCUUCGCUCAUCGACACCUCCGACACUAUGAGCCAGGUGACGGUGGAUAAUCUAGAGGAUUUCGACAACCGUCCAACAUCGUCGCCGCAACCAGACCCCAUCGUGGAACGAGACCGGCUGAUCGAUCACCUGCAGAACGAACUCAAACGGAUGAGAUCAGAGGUGUCUCAACUUGUACAAGAGAGAAACACAAUGAUAGGAUCUAUGAAAGAACACUGUUCACGAAUUGAAACGCAACUACAUAAUGCCAAGGUAGAAUUAGAAGAGGAAAAACAUAAGGCUGAAAUACUUUCUGCUCAGACGCCAGAAAUUAAACAAAAAUUAACGGAAACCGAAGAAAAAGCCAAAGUAACAGAUGAAAAGUUUCAAAAACUAAAAGGAGCGUACACGCAGCUCAGAGAAGAACACAUCGCAUUAAUUAGACAGAAAGCUGAGGUGGACAAGUUAUCAGCCAGCCUGAGAGCAGCCGCCGCACAACACGAGAGCGCCAAGUUAGCCUUACAGCAACAACUUAAUGAUAGGAUAAAAGAUGUAGAAUUACUACAGCAAAGUGCUUCAUCAAGCGAAGAGAUAGAAGCAUACAAAUCCGAAAUAUUGAGUCUCCGUUCAGACCUCGAACAAUCCAGACAAAAGGAGGCCGAACUUGAAACUCUCAAGGCUUCCAUGGAGGCUUUAGAAAUAGAACACAACACUGCUACAAAGGAACAAGAAGAAAAACUAACAACGGUAACAAAUGAACUGAAAGAAACCACAGAAAACUUAGAAAGGAUCACUCAAGAAAAGGAACAGAAAGAAAUAGAGUUGAACAGAGUUAAAGAGGAGUUGGUAGGACUGAGAGAGAGUAGCGGGGAUGAGUAUAAAAAGGUAGUAGAAGAAAAAGAAGCGGCGUUGAAACAGGUAGCGGAGUUGCAACAACAGCAUUUGCAGGAGAAAGAGGAACAAAAGGCUUCAUAUGAGGACCAACUCAAAGAGUGUAAUCGUGAAAUCACUAUCCUAAAGGAUAGGUUGCAAAAUGUAACGGAAUGCAAAGAUGAAAUCAUCACUAAUUUGAAAAGUAUGGUGGCUGAGAAAGAUGGUCAAGUCAUAUCACUUAAUGUAGAGGUUACUCAAUUAACCGACGAGAAUUCCAGACUUAAAGAUGAGCUUACAGAAACACAGGCUGAACUAGAAAUAGGAAAGAACGAACUAUUUUCUUUGAGGGAAGAACAUGAUAAAAUAGUAGAAAUUAACGAAAGCAACUUAGCUAUGAAGAAUCAAGAGCUAAGAGAACUUCACGAUCAAGUUAAGGAACUCAGUGAACAAAAAACAGUCUUGGAGCGAGCAAAAGAAAAAAUAUCAACCGAUUUGACCUUAGAAAAAGAGGUAUUAGAGAGUAAAAUACUGGAACUUACCGUUGCUUAUGAAAAUCUGACGAAAGACAAUGACGAUACGAAGUCCGAAAAAGAGGCUUUGGAAAUUCAGCUGAACAAUGAAAUUAACAAAUUGAAAUUAGAAUUCGAACAAUUGAAAGAUGAAAAAGAAAUCGAGAUCCAAUCGUUGAAUACUAAAAUCGAAAGUCAGGAGACAGAAUUUAAUGAAGCACUGGCUGUGAAAGAUGCCUCUAUCGCUGAGGCCGAGACGAAUAUACAGCAACUAAAAGAUGACUUGGAACAAUUACACAAACAGAAGGCUGAUGAGAAGGAAGAAAUGGCUUCUGCAUUAUCUGCCAAAGAACACGAGAUGCAGUUAUUGGAAACUAGGCUAGGCCACGCGGAGAGUAAGAGAUUGAAUGCCGAGUGUGAAUUACAGGACUUGUUGCAACACAAUACUGUGCUCGAAGCCGACUUGUCGGCUGUCAAGCGACAACUCGCAGAGGCGCAGAAGGCGUUGGAAGAACAAAAGUCACGGCUAGUGACGUGUGCGGGCGAGGCGGCGCUGGAGGUGGCGAGCGGAGCGCUCACGUCGUUCGAGCACGGCAGAGACACGGUCGGGGAGGCUGCCGAACUCGCUGCCAAGGCUUUGGAGGAACUGUCCAGUCAUACUGAGGUGUCAGGCAACGAGGAGUCAGUAGCGAAGUCAGCUAUCAUUGCGGCACACAACACGGCUCAGCUUUCAGCGUAUGUUGCUGAAGUGUCCAACGUUUCUACUGAUAUGGCACUCGCAGACAAACUAAAUACAGAAUGUCGUUCAAUGUUGUCCGCGACCAAGGAAUGCCUGGAAUCUAUAAAGGGCGGUUCAGUAGACAGCUCGCAUUGUUCUGAGGUCAGAACAAAGGUCCGAAGUCUGAUGACUGCUGCGGCAGCUGCUGAUAGACUCAACAGUGGAGCUAGGAGUGUGGAUGAUGAAUUAGCAGACAUGGAUAAGGCUAUUGAAGAAGCUGCGUCGCAGAUUGAGAACAUGUUAGCGGCAACCCGCGCCGGCGACUCGGGCGUCAAACUAGAAGUGAACGGGAAGAUUCUAGACGCCUGCACCACUCUAAUGGGGGCCGUCAAAAUACUCGUACAGGACGCGAGGAAACUGCAGAACGAGUUGGGAGACCCCAAAACUCGACAGAAAAUGUACAGGAAGAACCCCCAGUGGUCUGAAGGACUUAUUUCAGCGGCUAAGGCUGUUGUGUUUGCUGCUAAACUGCUAGUGACAUCAGCAGACGAGGCAGUAGGUGCAUCAGGUCAAGUGGAAGGUGUAUCGGCAGCCGCGCAUGAAGUGGCGGGUAGUACGGCACAGUUGGUGGCCGCGUCCCGUGCGCGCGCGCCGCCCGGCUCGCCCGCGCUGUCGCGGCUGACGCAGGCCAGUCGCUCCGUGGCCGCCGCCACGGGAGCACUGGUCGCUGCUGUAAGGGCUGGCUCCGCGCUCGUGUUGGAGCAAGAGGCGCUAGACACGUCCUCCCUCUCGCUGACGGCCACGCGGCGCCUGGAGAUGGAGAGCAAGGUGCGGUCGCUGAAGCUGGAGACGGCGCUGGACGCCGAGCGCAGCCGCCUCGCCGCGCUGCGCAAGCGGCACUACCAGCUCGCGCAGAUGGAAGAGAAUGGAAACAUGGAAAACGGCAAAGAUUGAACACCUGGAAAAUUAUUAAGUGAUAAUAAUCAUCAGCUGUUAAAAUUGCUAACGGUUUUAGUUAGGCUUUGUCCAGUUUCCGUGCACUUUUCUUUUUUUUGAAGAUAAUUGUACUCGCAUUUUUAUAGUUUAUUUUAUACAACGAAUUUUGUACUAUCAUGCUUGCCGAUUGCUCAGUUUACUAAAGUGACGGACGAGAGAACGCGUCUUCCUAACGGGCGACAAUCAAUUACUAAUUAAUACAGUAUACUGUACGACUUAGCAUCCUAAUAAAAAUAAUAAUUCGAUAUAAGGCAUUUACAAGCAAGUAAAUUAAUUAUUAGCUAUGGAAUUCGUAAUAAAUGUCCACAUAGAAUUACAUGAUACAACUUAUAUGCAGUAGUUUUAAUUACGUAACAAACUCCGUAGAAAUUGCAGGAGAAACGGCGUUUAUGGAAGUGUAAACCAGUUACAAUGUCGAUUAACCUUGGAAUGGCUGUAACACUGAGUAACUAAGAUAACAGAGCGGUUUUCACAUUAAGCUGAUGUUAUUGACCUGCUCUAAUCGAUGUCAUUAAGAUGGUAAACCCGGACGGUAGAACGGUAGCCAGUAGAUGUAUGUAAACCUUAGUGUCUUCAGUGAACGACUGAGGAGCGCGUGAGGCUCGACAAGCCUUUAAACUGGUCUGAUCCCCCCGAACGUGGAGUACGCAUGAUCACGAGACUAUAAGCUUUAAGCAAAGAGACUAAGGUAAAUUGUGAAUUGUCUAUGUACCUUUAUGUAUAGAAAUAGAUAUUUUAUAAUUGAAUUAUGUUAGUUUAUUAUACACGUGUUAUGGCAUGGGCAUUGUUUGUACGAGUAGCCGUGUCAUGCGCAUUCCGAUACAAUUUUUGUGUAGAUUAGCUAGGUACGUACGUAAGCGUGUGAUCACAAUCUAUGCAGCCUAGGAUAUCACUAAUGUUAGCCUAUAAGUGUACCCGUUUGUUUGAUUUAUAUAAAUAUACCUAGUAUUGAAUGAUUCGGACAGAAAUCGCCUGCACGGCUCAUUUGUAUUAUUUAUUCCUUGUUUUACAUUUACUAAUAAAAUUUACAUGAUGUGAAACGUAA
This is a messenger RNA of Helicoverpa armigera (cotton bollworm), 5566 nucleotides long. It is a transcript of the gene Hip1, whose product is annotated as huntingtin-interacting protein 1. The record is from RefSeq and is a predicted model, not a curated record. Gene Ontology annotation, molecular function: phosphatidylinositol-3,5-bisphosphate binding; clathrin-cargo adaptor activity; phosphatidylinositol-3,4-bisphosphate binding. The coding region runs from base 556 to 4479 and encodes 1307 amino acids. The transcript has 26 exons. Gene Ontology annotation, biological process: endocytosis; clathrin coat assembly; actin filament organization. Gene Ontology annotation, cellular component: clathrin-coated vesicle; actin cortical patch. Lineage: Eukaryota; Metazoa; Arthropoda; Insecta; Lepidoptera; Noctuidae.